AUGCAGCUGACUACUUUCGCUGCCGUUGCGCUUCUAGCGCAAAAUGGCGCCGCUCAGUUCGGUAACACUAUGUUGCGAUUCGCGUGCUCUCAGUUGGUUGUCGACCGUAUCGACCCCUUGGUGAACCCGGGCAUGAAGUACACUCCUCACCUUCACCAGCUGGUCGGCGGCAACUCCCUAAACGUAACCAUGGACCCCGAGGUUCACGACCUGGCCGCCUCGACGUGCACGUCCUGCACGUUCAAGGAGGACAAGUCCAACUACUGGACCGCCGUCAUGUUCUUCAAGGCUAAGAACGGAACGUACAAGAGAGUUCCCCAGGUCGGCAACGGCGGACCGCAAGGAAAGUUGAUCAACAAGGGCGGUCUCGAUCUCUACUACAUCCCCAGCGGCAAGGUUACCGCUUUCAAGAAGGGUUUCCGCAUGUUAGCCGGUAACGCCGCCAACACCGACCCCAGCAAGGUCCAGAAGGCGAACAUCUGCCACCGAUGCUGGACGUCGCCCAACGAGAACACGUUCGUCGGUGGUGCUCCUUGCACCGGUUCCGACACCGUCGACAUUCCCAGUUCCCAGAGCUGCAAGAUGAUCCGACAAACCAUCAUCUUCCCCACAUGUUGGGAUGGCAAGAACCUGGACAGCCCGGACCACCAAAGCCACGUCUCCUACAGCUCCGGCUCCGGCGCUACCGGUGGCGGUGCCUGCCCGUCGACUCACCCCGUCAAGCUCCCUCAGAUCAUGUACGAGCUGAUGUGGAACGUCACCGAGUUCGCCAACAGCCCCGACUUCCCCACCGACGGCUCGAACCCGUACGUCUACUCCAUGAACAUCGGCGGCCCCGCUGCUCACGGUGACUACCUCUUCGGCUGGGAAGGCGACACUCUCCAGAAGGCCAUGGACAACAUCGGAAGCUGUGGUCUCAACACCGACUGUGCUACCGCUGGUAUUCACGCCCAGACGCCCGACCAGUACAGCUCCUGCACACUCGAGCAACAAGCUCCUGAGGACGUUGAUGGCUGGCUCACGGCUCUCCCCAUGGGCGAGAUGGCUAUCAAGGCUUAG
Messenger RNA from Annulohypoxylon truncatum, 1059 nucleotides. RefSeq lists its product as uncharacterized. Bases 1 to 1059 code for a protein of 352 amino acids. NCBI's taxonomy places the organism in Eukaryota, Fungi, Ascomycota, Sordariomycetes, Xylariales, Hypoxylaceae. The transcript has 5 exons. The record is from RefSeq and is a predicted model, not a curated record.